Molecule: messenger RNA, 879 nt
Organism: Gigantopelta aegis
Lineage: Eukaryota; Metazoa; Mollusca; Gastropoda; Neomphalida; Peltospiridae
Product: neuropeptide S receptor-like
Exons: 1
Coding region: 1-879 (292 amino acids)
Biological process (GO): G protein-coupled receptor signaling pathway
Cellular component (GO): plasma membrane
Molecular function (GO): G protein-coupled receptor activity
Source: RefSeq, a predicted model, not a curated record
AUGGGGAACUAUGCCGCUGCCUGUCGUGUGUGGAUGUUCGUCAAUUCUACAGUAUUGCUUCUGUCGCCGUGGUUGGUGGUUGGACUGACUGUGGAUCGGUUCUUCUGUGUUGUUUUCCCACUGAAACGUUACAGAUUCUGCACUCGGAGAAAGGCCACGAUCGUCUGCUCGUGUCUGGCUACUUUGUCGGGUGUGCUGACGCUCCCGCUAGUGCUUGACGUGAAGAAAAUAAAAGGCAUAAACACAGAAUGCUAUGUGAAAGAUCAGUAUAUGGCCUAUUAUUAUUUUGUACGUCUAAUUCUCACCUCAACCCUCCCCUGCCUCUUGAUUCUCAUUUUCAACAUUAUGAUUGGUAUCCACAUCCAGCGCAGCGCCACGUUCCAAAAGAGAUUCAACUCAUCGACCAACGCCUACACCGCAACAAAGUUGGACAAGUCACUUCGUCCUCUUAUGCUCAUCUCUAUUUUGGCGUUCGUCACAAUUGUCCCUUUAGCUGUCAUAGAAUGCAUUCUUGGGCUCCUGGUAGUGACUAAAUCAGGUUUUCAAACCGUAGCGAUCAUGGUCAAACUGUGGCCAAUAUUCAACAUUUUAUACCUGAUCAAUUUUGGACAGAAUCUGUACAUCCUGAUGGCCAGUUCAGCUAACUACAGGAAGAUCAUGAAGUCAAAGCUGACGUGCAGGGGAAAGAAAUCCUCCAGGCUGAAAGACACAGCCACAAUUUCGCGAUUUCAAUGGCAACCUUCUGACUCUGUUGAUCCCCGAUCAGAAUCCAGGACCAGACGGUCUUUUGAAACCAGCUUCACAUCAGUCACCUUCCGUGCUACGGACGUUGACGAUGGUUCAACACAUAUGAGGACAAACAUUUACCAAAGCGAAUAG